This is a messenger RNA of Ctenopharyngodon idella (grass carp), 4995 nucleotides long. It is a transcript of the gene kel, whose product is annotated as Kell metallo-endopeptidase (Kell blood group). The coding region runs from base 429 to 2702 and encodes 757 amino acids. NCBI's taxonomy places the organism in Eukaryota, Metazoa, Chordata, Actinopteri, Cypriniformes, Xenocyprididae. Gene Ontology annotation, molecular function: metalloendopeptidase activity. The record is from RefSeq and is a predicted model, not a curated record. Gene Ontology annotation, cellular component: plasma membrane. The transcript is spliced from 18 exons. Gene Ontology annotation, biological process: protein processing.
UUAACUAUGACACUUCCUAUACUGAUGAAGCUUUAAAAAUGUACUUGCAGCUUUUCUUCCCAUUUAGUGUUUGUGUUUUCCCAAGUUUAACUUGGGUGACAUGAUCCAAUUGAUGGAUUUUGGAGCAAAAUCAUCUUCUGGCCCUCAUAAAUUUAAGAAAUGGUGAAGUUCAGGAAAUGCAUCCAGAAAUGCCUCAUUUAUGUAUGUGCAAAAGAGGGGUCUUGUGGGAAGCCGGGUCAUUACAUGUUUAUCAGUCAGUGAGAGUGAACCGCGAACGUGAUGAGGGAAGAUAGUAGUUGGAUGACUUGUGGUUGACGGAGUGAGAGAUAGAAAGAGGAACAGUGUGACGAAAUAGAAAGCUUCGCUGGAAGACCAACAUGUUGGGAGAAUUUUGAUCAAACUGCCACAAAAGAAGAAAAAAGAACAAGAUGGACGAGAACCCAGCUGUUCAUCAGGAAAUGGUCACGACGCCAGAGGAACAGCCUCGUUCUGAUGAGCCAAAUCCAAUGGGCUGCAACAAGUACUGCAGUCUCUUAUUGGUCCUCUUUGCCUUCUCUCUCUUUUCAACUACGUUAGGUUUGGCUAUCUAUUCCCACCUGCAAAAGGAAUCACAAUGGAAAUCAGCUGCACCUCCUUGCCUUUCUCCCGCCUGUCUAAGGGCAUCAGAGCAUUUUUCUCUUGACAUGGAUCCCUUUUCUCGCCCUUGUGACUACUUCCUAUAUGCCUGUGGAGCAGGUGGAUCUUCCACCAACAAGGGGAGACUCAGUGGGUUCUCCAAUGAAGACAAUGGGGAACCGGACAAAAAACGAGAAGUGAGCAUGGGUGGAUUAGUGAGGAUGAGAAGAGAGGCAGAUGUUCACGUUAAAAGUGAUGGACGGCUAGAUAAAUUUCCAGACAGACAGAUUGCUUUACUGAAAGCCAUUAAAGAAAUACUAGAGUCUCCAGAGGAGGGUGUUUCUAUGAGUGCUGCAGAACAGAAAGCAAAGAAAUUCUUCAAGACUUGCAUGGAUGCAGAAUCCCAAGAGAAAGUGGGUCCAGAACGCUUCCUCACACUACUCCAGCAGUUGGGUGGCUGGGCAGUAUCAGGUGAAUGGAAUCAGAAAGAUUUUAACGCCACCCUCGCCCUGCUGAUGAGCCAGUACUCCACAUUUCCUUUCUUCAGUGUGUAUGUAGGGCCAGACCCUGGUGAAGAGCAAAAUGCUUCCAAUAAACAGUACAUACAGAUUGAUGAGCCUCAUUUUCAAUUCCCUAUUGACUGGAAUAGCAAGACACAUAAAUCCAAAGCUAGUACUCGGUAUUUGCGUCCAUUCUAUUCGUCCUGUGGUCAGUAUUUGGCUCUCUUGGGUGUUCCCUCCAAUGGAACCACUCAGCACUGUGGUCUUUACAUAUCUCUGUCCACAACUCUCGCUGUGGCCACAUCACCUCUUCACUACCGCCUCAGUCAGAAGUUGCUCUACCACAGAAUUACCAUCCAAGAGCUACAGACUCGGGCUUCAGCCAUUGAUUGGCUUGCUUGCCUACAAGCCAUAUUUCAGCCUCUUCCUAUCAGCCAAUCAGAUAUUGUUUUAGUCCACAAUCUCCCGUACAUUAUCCACAUGUCCCAGACAAUCAGCCAGUGGCAAUUCCAGCAUGAGAUUAUGGGCACUGGUCCUCUUCACACAUACAUGAUCUUUAGUCUUUUGCAAACACUCAUACCUUCGCUGGACUCGAGGUUCUUCCAAACAAUGAGAAACUAUUCAAUUGUGACUGGAGACAUGCAGGAGGAGAUGCCACACUGGUGGCGAUGUGUUCAGCAGACCGAGAGAGGAUUUGAUGUCUUACUCAGUCAUGUAAUUAGAGAACGCCAUGCACAGAAAGAGGCUGAAGAGUUGAUUCAUGAUGUUUAUUCAUCCCUCAAGAAGAAACUAACAGAUCUUAGCUGGAGGGACAAAACAACAUCAGGCUUUAUUUUGAAUAAGAUAAAAUCUUUUAAUCCAAGACUCUCCACUAAAACAAAUAAUCUCAAUCAUACAGAAAUCAACCUUCUCUAUGCAGAGAUGGUUUUGAAAGAGGAGGAUUUUUUCUCCAACUACCUGCAGAUGCUGGUGCUGGAGCAGAAGAGCAGGUACAGACUGCUCUCACACGGCACAUGGACUGAAGGUUUGUCUAUCACUCCAUCCAUCUCUGGUAAUGACAUCAUCAUCCCUGUUGGAAUGUUUGUUUUGCCUUUCUUCCAUUCUUCAUAUCCCAGGGCACUGAAUUAUGGGACACUGGGAUCUCUGAUGGCUAAAGAUCUUCUCCACCUUCUGCUUCCUGAUAUCCGCACACAGGCCGACAACCCAGAGUCUGAGAGUAUGUGUGUGUGGUCUCAUUAUCUAAGUAUGACCAAGGGUCCGGGACAGGCUGGCACAUUCUCCCUUCCCCCCUCUAAACAGCAGGAGGUUUGGGUGCAGUACUCUGCUCUACAGGUGGCACUGGAUGCUUAUAAGAUGAGUUUCAAAAGGCAUCCAAUAGACUCAUCACUAUCAGGCCUCUCUUACAUUCACCUGUUCCUCUCAUCCUUUACUAAGGUAACGUGUGACGCUGACUCCUACCGCGAGUUCAUGCCCUUUGAACCUUCCUUCCUGGUGACUGUCCUGUGUUCGAACUCAAGCUUCUGCCCCAAACCGCUGACCUGCCUGAAUAAAUCUCAGAGUUUUCCUCAUGAGAUGUGUCAGAGUUGAUCACUGCACUGAAUCUGCGAGGAACACAUCUCCACUGAGACCUGUUGGAGCUGGUUUGGGACUAUUGAACCAUUGGAGCUGCUCAAUGUUUAGUGAAAAUAGGAGAAAGUCAUUCCAGAGAUCAUUAAACUUUUUAUAUUCACUGGAUAAGUAAUGGGUUUAGAAAUGUCACAUACAGUAUCUCACAAAAGUGAGUACACCCCUCACAUUUCAGCAACCAUUUUAUUAUGUUCUCAAGGGACAAUAUUAUAGAAAUGAAACUAGAGUAGACAAUGUGCAGCUUGUAUAGCAGUACAGAUUUACUGUCUAAAAAUAACUCAACAUACAGCCAUUAUUGUCCAAAUAACUGGCAACAAAAGUGAGUACACCCUAAGUGAACAUGUCAAAACUGUCCAAAGUGUCAAUAUUUUGUGUGAGCACCAUUGAUAUUUAGCACUGCCUUGAUCCUCUUGGGCAUGGAAUUCACCAGAGUUGUUGCUGGGAUCCUCUUCCACUCCUCCAUAACAUCACGGAGCUGCUGGAUGUUAGACACGUGGUGCUUCUCCACCUUCCGCUUGAGGAUGCCCCACAGGUGCUUAAUAGGGUUCAGGUCUGGAGACAUACUUGGCCACUCCAUCACCUUCACCUUCAGCUUCCUCAGCAAGGCAGUUGGCAUCUUGGCGGUGUGUUUGGGGUCAUUAUCAUGCCGUUCGGCCCAGUUUCUGCAGGGAGCAUCAUGUUCUGCUUCAGAAUGUCACAGUAUAUGUUGGAAUCCAUGUUUCCCUCAAUGACGCGCAGCUCCCCAGUACCAGCAGCAAUCAUGCAGCCCCAGACCAUGAUGCUACCACCACCAUGCUUGACUGUAGACAAGACACAAUUUUCUUGGUACUCCUCACCAGGGCGUCGCCACACAUGCUGGAUACCAUCUGAGCCAAACAAGUUUAUCUUGGUCUCAUCAGACCACAGGACAUGGUUCCAGUAAUUCAUGCUCUUGGAGAGGUUGUCUUCAGCAAACUGUUUACGGGCUUUCUUGUGAGCCAGCUUCAGAAGAGGCUUCUUUCUGGGACGACGGCCAUGCAAACCAACUUAUUGCAGUGUGUGGCGUAUGGUCAAUGCUGGCAGCACUCAUGCAUCUGUUUUUUGAAGCCAGCUUCUGCACCUGACGCACAGCACAAGGUCUCAACUUCUUUGAUUCAACUUCUUUGGCCUGUUCCGUGUAGAACCCAUCUUGGAAAACCUCUCUCUAUGACCCUGGCCACUGUGCUGUAACUCAGUUUCAUGGUGUUACCGAUCUUCUUAUAGCCUACGCCAUCUUUGUGGAGAGCAACAAUUCUAAUUCUCAAAUCCUCAGAGAGUUCUUUGCCAUGAGGUGCCAUGUUGAACAUUCAGUGAUCAGUAUGAGAGAAUUGUACUCAAAGUACCAAAUUUUAACUGCUAAUACAAGAUCCACACAUUUGCAUGGUCCUGUCAAGCAGACAAAAACAUGAACAUGAUGAAUAGGACAUGUGGCUUUGCAUGGUUAAACGACAUGCACCUGUUAUCACUUAGGGUGUACUUAUGUUUGUUGCCAGCUAUUUUGACAGUAAUGGCUGUAUGUUAAGUUAUUUUCAGAGGACAGUAAAUUUAUACUGCUAAACAAGCAGCACAUUGACUACUCUAAAAUAUAUCCAAGUUUCAUUUCUAUACUAUUGUCCCUUCAGAAGAUAUACUAAAAUGGUUGCUGAAAUGUGAGGGGUGUACUCACUUUUGUGAGAUACUGUACAUUUAGGCAAUAUUAUCACAUUUGAUAAGUGAUGUACAGUAUAAUGAACAGUUAAAAACAAUUUUUAGUCAAACAGUCAAAAGCAUGAAAAUGUACCAUGCUUUUACAGAAUUGAAUUUUGGGGGAAAUGUUGUAGAUUCAUGCAAGCUAAUAUAUUAGGGGAGGGAGGAAAUCUCAUGCAUUUUUAUAACACCUAUGGCAGUAGUAUUUCCUAGUUUGUUUACAAAGUUACACUGGUUUUAUAUGUGGUAAUUAUAGUCAUACUAUAAAUACCACAGUUAAACUGGUUACUACAAUUCAGUAAUUCAUUAAUGAUGAAUAUUUUGUACGUUUAUUCUCUAGUGUAAAUACAGUUUGAGGUCUGAGGUUUGAAUGUAUCAUAAAUGUCACUCUUAUAUUUGAAGAAAACGUUGAGGUGUGUUUUGCAUGUGUCCUUUUCUGGUGUAUAGCGAUUGUGAAAAUUCAGGGUUUGUUUUGAUAACACUAGCAAAAAAAUCGACAAUUCUUGGUGUUUAAAAUAGUAAAAUGUAUUUUUUUUUUUUUUUUUUUUUU